ACCCCUCCAACGGGACCACUCCAAUGCAGCAGAUGCUGGCUUCUGGCAGCAGGGUUCUCGUCACCUCCCUCUUUGGUGACAGAUUGUUUGGAUGCCUUUGUAAAGAUUACUCGCUAUGAAGAAGUCCAGUCUCUUUGGAGUGGGCUUCCACCGACACUUGUGAUGGCAGUUCCUGCGACAGUAAUAUACUUCACCUGCUAUGACCAACUGCGGGACUUCCUUUGCUCUGGAAUGGGAUAUCAGGGUAACCAAGUACCGCUUGUCGCUGGUGCCCUUGCUAGAUUGGGUACUGUGACGGUAAUCAGCCUUCUGGAGCUGAUCCGCACUAAGAUGCAGUCCAGGCAGCUCUCGUACCGCGAGCUCAGGGUGUGUAUCCAGUCCUCUGUGGCUCAGGACUGCUGGCUAUCCCUCUGGAGGGGCUGGGGACCAACCAUACUCUGGGAUGUUCCAUUCUCAGCCCUUUACUGGUUCAACUAUGUGCUGGUGAAGGCCCAUCUUUGUGAGUACAGUGUCCAUGAAGCCACCUUCAUGAUGAGCUUCAAUGCUAGUGCAAUCUCAGGCACAAUCGCAGCUGUGAUGACCCUCCCGUUCGACGUAGUGACGACCCGCUGGCAGAUUGAACUGGGCAACAUGCAGACACAGAAAGUUUUAACUAAGAGGCCUUCAUCGACUUGGCUGAUAAUGAAGCAGAUCCGGGCAGAGUCCGGAUUUCAGGGGCCCUUUGCAGGGUCCCUCCCACGAGUGAUCAAAGUGGCCCCGGCCUGUGCAGUGAUGAUCAGCAGCUACGAGUUUGGGAAAACUUUCUUCCAGAAACUGAACCAUGAGCAUGAGCUGCAGAGCCUGUGAGCAAAGAGUAUCCACAGCAAGGACAACGAAACAUGCAGACCACCAUCGUGUAAAAAUACAAAAGCUUUACACUGAGCAAGCUGUGCCGUUCUGCACCCUCCUGUGAGGAGGCAUCUACUUGGCUGGAGGAGUCUGUAAUUGAGCUGAAUAUAUAUUGAGAGUGCCACAUGUAGGAACUACCAGGUAGUAAUUCAGGAAAAGCUAGGGUUAAGAUAAGUUGACUUUCUUUCGUUUCUCAAAAGAUUUUUUUUUUUUUUAUUGAGUCACAACUGGUGUUACUUGAGAGGAGAGUGUCUCUUUUCUAAUGUUUUGGUUGUAGGAAUUCACCCAUUCCUGUGUAAUUUAUUAUUUUAAAUAUAUUUAAUAACUUAAAUAUACUUUCAGUUGUAUAGCUGUUUUUCUAAUGUUGUGCUACAGUUGUGUUUUUGUUUAAAAUUGCCAAUGCAAUUAUCUAUUUUUAAGCUCAAAUAAUAUAGUGCUACUAUAUUACAAGGGCAUUGUUAUUUUUUUUUUAAAUGCUCCGAUCAGCAAAUUCAGUUUUUAACUGGAUUAUUGACCACUGCAAAUUUAAGUACAAACUUCAACUGGAGUCAUGAUGCAGCUAUUAGUUAGUAGUAUUAUUUAAACUUGGUUUCCCAAUUGCGUAAAGGAAAAUCUGGAUGAGUUAAAUCCAGAUUUUGGCUCUCUUAAACCUGGUUCUGCUUCAUCUGUCUCUUCAGCUGCUCUCCCUAGCCUAUUGAGGACAAGUGUGUAAUGCAGUGCUCCGUCAAACAAAUUUUUCUUCUCAAUUCUGAGGCAUGUUGUAGAAACUGAUAUUUCUUUCACAUUGUCUGCUUGAAACUGUAUUUGAACUGGCCUGCUUUGUAUGGACCCGCUAGCUUAUCAAUGCAAGCUUGCGCUUCCCUGGCUGGUGCCUUUUCCAUUGAUUUUGCUGGAUAAUAAACAGAGGCCACCUCAGGGCAGUAAACCCUGGGAAGGAAUCAUGAAAAGGGCUGCCGCUUUGCCAGCUGGAAGAAACUAAAAGGUGACUGUUGAAAAAUACAAAUCUGUUACUGACUGCCUUCAUUUUAAAACUGAAACAUAUCCACAUUGAAUUUAAUACAGUGAAAGAAACGAAGCCUUACUAGAAGUUCACAUCUAGUUCAUUAGGUGGUGUUGCUGCCUUUUCCACAAUAUAGUGGCCAAAUGUUGCUUUGUCAACAACACACAUUCCACUGCCCUGCUGUAUGUAAUCUUUGCGGAAUGCUAUAGCAUUUUCAAGGUGAAACCAUUUUUGCAGGGCUGAGAAAAGUGGUAUCAGAAUUUGAAAAAUACAGUAUUUCCAGACCAGUGAUUAAUGAACAAGGGUGUUUAAAGUAAGUUUUGUAAAAAAAUGUGUAGAAUUUUCCAUUUAGUCUAAAUGGAAAAUUAUCUUAAUGGAUGACUGAAAUCAGUCCCUUUUGAGUACAUGCAUGUAAAUCUUUAUUUGUGUAUUUGUAAAAGUAUAUACAAUAUUACUAUACAUUUUUUUUUUAUAAAGGGUCUUUAUUUUAAACAGACACAAGCAUGUUCGUUGCAAAAAGAUAAGAGACACUUUUAAUAGCGACGGGCCCCCGAAGGCAUGCAUUUGGCCGUAUUGUUGUGGUAUGCAGAAAAUGUAACUUGUGACUACGGUGCCACUUACUAUGGCAUCAUACUGUACUGUACUGUACUGUAUGAGUUAAUAGCAUAAAGUGUUGAUACAAAUUUCCCAUUAGACACUGUGCCGAUGCACUCCAAACUUGUGGAUUAUUAUUUAAAAAAAAAACAUGUUACAGACUUUUCCUUUUGCUGGUUUUAAUCAUAAAAAGAUGAGAUGUUAAAAAAAUAAUCAAUGCAUAUACCUGUUUGUUAAAUUAUUUAAUUAGCUUUGCAUAUUAAUGUUAUUAAUAAGAACAAGCAGUAAAGAUUGGACCAAAAGGAUCAGAAGAGAGUAAAACUGGUGUAAACCAAUGAAAGAAAAACAUCAAACUUUCACUAUACAACAAUGGUUUUGCCACACAUUCAAUAUAAAAAAAAAUAUAUAAAAACAGCCUUCACAGAACAGUAAAGCAAUCAGUCCAGCACGAUACUUGUCGUUUUGCUGCUUGCAGAACAUGUUUGAGUUAACUGCCUGACACAAUGCUGGCAUCUUGUGAAAUUACACUUCACUGUUUUAGAGAGCGUCUGUUCAACUUUUAUCGGUGUAUGUUUUCUAUGGAUCACUAGAACCUUUUUGGUGUCUGUGGUCUAAAACUAAAGCUAUUACCCAGACAACCACUUAAAACUCGAAGAUCAUCUUAUGCCCAAGUGGCCUGCGUUAAUUGUCCAAAUACAUUAGCGUCUGCUCUUUGACAUCAGACGCUAUCAAUAAUAAUAAUAAUAAUAAUAAUAAUAAUAAUAAUAAUAAACAAAAGGUUACUACUUCAGAAGUCAUUUACCCAAAUCAGCUUUGUAAUCAUCACAGCACUUGAAGGUAAAUGGAUAUAAAAUAGAAUCUUUGAAAAUAAACUCCCCCUCUGAGGACUAUGCAUGCAUAUACAAUGCAAUGGUGGUGCCAAAGACUUUUGCUUCUCAGAGUGCUGUCCAAUAGGCCAUACAAUUGAUUUGAUUGGCCCCUGAAAUUAUUCUCUAGCAGGUCAUUUUGUAUGUUUUUUUUUAGGUUGCUACUGUGAAAAUUCACCAAUUUCCAUUUCAACUUGGAUUUCAAAUACUGGGCUUCAACUUGGAGGCAUACUAAACCUAAUAAAACAAACAUCUAUUAAGAAAAUGG
Molecule: messenger RNA, 3616 nt
Organism: Polyodon spathula (Mississippi paddlefish)
Lineage: Eukaryota; Metazoa; Chordata; Actinopteri; Acipenseriformes; Polyodontidae
Product: solute carrier family 25 member 39-like
Exons: 8
Biological process (GO): mitochondrial transmembrane transport
Source: RefSeq, a predicted model, not a curated record